AUGUCGGGAUUCAAAACGAAUCGAAUCGUUGUUUGCGAGCCUUCUUUCUUCGAGAUUUUUCGAAGUCAGCUCGAUGGUGGCGGCGUUGCCAUGGCCCCUUUCUCCAGAUCGUCGCUGACGAGCUCCCCUUCCUCCGCGUCCGACUCGUCUCUGCCAGGAUUGUGGUGGUUCUUGACCAUUGAUGUCGACACAGCACACACAGAGAGAGCAGAACAGGAAAGCGGCGAAGGGAAAAUGAAGUACAACCCGCGCGUGUCCUCUUCCCGGCGUAAGAGCCGAAAAGCUCACUUCACGGCGCCGUCCAGCGUCCGCCGCGUCAUCAUGAGUGCGCCGCUGUCCAGUGACCUCCGCUCCAAGUACAACGUCCGCUCGAUGCCUGUCCGCAAGGACGAUGAGGUUCAGGUUGUCCGGGGAACCUACAAGGGCCGCGAGGGUAAGGUAGUGCAGGUGUACCGUAAGAAGUGGGUCAUCCACAUUGAGCGCAUCACCCGCGAGAAGGUGAACGGAUCCACCGUCAAUGUCGGCAUCAACCCCUCCAAGGUCGUCAUCAACAAGCUCCGCCUCGACAAGGACCGCAAGUCGCUUCUCGAGCGCAAGGCCAAGGGACGCGCGGCCGCGGAUAAGGACAAGGGGACCAAAUUCACCGCCGAGGAUAUCAUGCAAACCAUCGAUUAG
Messenger RNA from Striga hermonthica, 675 nucleotides. NCBI's taxonomy places the organism in Eukaryota, Viridiplantae, Streptophyta, Magnoliopsida, Lamiales, Orobanchaceae. The record is from the annotation of a GenBank genome assembly.